GGCGGUCCCUAGCCCGCAGUUUGGGAACCGCUGCCCCGGAGUGGCCGACCUCCGCUCUCCGGCUCUCUGCCUCCGACUCCGCCUCUCUCGGCAGCAGCACACGAGCGACCGACUCCCCAGCCUGCCUGCCGCCACCCCGAAGCCCCCUCCAGCUCCAGCCUGCAUGCAAACUUCCCAAACCGGAUUCCACGUCGCUGUCCCAACGUGAACCCACCACCACUCUCACGCCAAAUGAACUCGUAGUUUUGCCGGAAGAAAAAACUUGGAAAGUACAAUAGGCAGGAGUAAAGCUGUGUCGGAGAAGUUUUUCCUCUUUGCCCCCAGAUUUCGGCCCCGCGGCGGGGCAGGACAGCAAGGGCAGGCCGGGGGGAAAAGCAAACCGUAGGAUGUGGAUCUGGUACCUUCUGCUUGGUUCGGGGUCAGGCUCAAGAACUGUUGAGAGCCAGCUGCUCCCAGGGAAUAACUUCACCACAGAGUGCAAUAUCCCUGGAAAUUUCAUGUGUGGAGAUGGGAAGUGUGUCCCAGGUGGGUGGCAGUGCGACGGAUUGCCCGACUGCUUUGACAAGAGCGACGAGAAAGGCUGUCCUAAGGUCAAGUCAAAGUGUGCCCCCACAUUCUUCGCCUGUGCUAAUGGCAUCCACUGCAUCAUCGGACGCUUUCGCUGUAACGGCUUCAGUGACUGUCCUGAUGGGAGUGACGAGGAGAACUGCACAGGAAACCCACUGGUGUGCUCGGAGGCUCGCUUCAAGUGUCGAAACGGCCACUGUGUAGACCGCAGCUUCUUAUGUAACGGCCAGGACAACUGUCAGGACAACAGUGAUGAGGAACUGUGCCUAACUACAGCAGAGGCUCCGGGACAGGACUUUGUCACCCUGGACUACCGUCUGCGCUACUACCCCAGCAUCACCUACGCCGUCAUUGGCAGCGCCGUUAUCUUUGUCCUGGUGGUGGCAUUGCUGGCAUUGGUGCUCCAUCAUCAAAGGAAGCGGAGCGUCUUGCUGCCCAGAGGUGUAAGAGGGGGCUCGCACCACCACCACCACCAGCCCCUACUGUUGUCCCGUCUGGUCAUUUUGGACCGCGGCCACGUCCAUCAUGGAGGUCCAGGUCUUUCCCCUGGCUCCCCCACUGCGGCAGGCCAGUUCAGCUCAACUCCUCAGGCGCUACAGCUGCUGUCUGGGACCCUUUAUCCCUCUGGACUCUCCAUGGACUCACCUCCAUCAUACUCGCAAGCCGUUUUGGAUGUCAGUCGGCCACCCUGGUUUGAUCUCCCUCCUCCCCCAUACCUCUCAGAAGGGGAGCUUCCAUCAGAGGGUGAGCUGCCUCAAUAUGAUGGCCCACAAGACCCUCCAAGCAACCCCACAGCACAUCCCUCAGCGCCCUCCACACCCAGAACUGUGGCCUCGGGCACACAGCCGAGUUUGAGCUCCAGAGAGGAGUCAGACCAGCUGUAGCCGCUCUCUUGAUACAAAACAAGGUAGAACUCAGAGACUGCAGGACAAAAGGACCAGGCUGCUGGGCCUCGUGAGGCCAGGACAGUCCACAGCAAAGACAAGGACUAAGACUGUUGUCUAAAAAAUGUCCUAAAAUUGCUGCCUACACAUGAGCUUACUGAAGCGCUGGACUGAGAUGAGCUCAUCCUGCUAGACUGAUCUUGUAUGCUGGCUCCCCCUGCCGGGGUCAUGGCUGCACUACACCUUAAUCAGUUCGUGAAUUUCUCAUCCAAUCAAUUCUGAUGAAUUAUGCUCCCCUUGAAGAAAUACUGUGUGAUGCCCAACAGUGACCACAUCCUGCAUCUCCAAAGGAACAGGAUUUAAACUGCCGUUUAGAAACAUAUCACAUAUGAUUACAGCAAAAUGUGGCACCUGACAUGGACAUUAUAUCUUAUAGUAUAAUCAUGAUAGACUGAUGUUAUUCUUCUUUGUGUUACACGCAGACACAAAGUCCUUCAACACUUUGAAAUAAUCCUCACUGCCUGUAUUUCACAUCUAUAAUAUUUUCCAUCAUGGGGUUUAUAAGAGAUCUUUAGAGUAUUAAAAUUGUUAAAUACCUGAAUGCUGGACAAAAUCUGUACUAUUGAAAAUUAUUGCUACAUUUGACGACUUACUGUUCUUAGAUCAUUUUAGUCAUGGCAGGAUGAUGCCUUACUCUUACUGAAGUUGGUACACUUUUUAAAAUGAAGACGGUGCAGAAGUGUUUUGUAAUUUUUAAUAGUUUAACAGAAACGCAUAUAGUUGAGAGAAGCUCAAUCAGAGAUACUCAAACAUUUACAUCUGGGUUUUUUUUCAGUGUUGUGCAAAAGAUGACCUGAUAUUAUCACUACAUUCAACCGGUUAUAUUAACAUUUUGUAACUUCUUAAACGGUACUUUAAAUUAAGCCCAUAUUAGUGAAGUUCCACAGAAUUGAGAAAGAUUCAAGAGGUAUUUCUAGAUGAGCAGUGGCAAUCUUGUGCUUUUUUUUCAUGAUAUUUCCCAGACUAUUUCUUGUUGUCAUGUGGUUAAUUUCAAACUAAAAAAUAUGAAGAGGACCAUAGCGAU
Plectropomus leopardus (leopard coralgrouper) is the source of this 2535-nucleotide messenger RNA. RefSeq names its product low density lipoprotein receptor class A domain containing 3 (gene ldlrad3). The record is from RefSeq and is a predicted model, not a curated record. Gene Ontology annotation, biological process: receptor-mediated endocytosis. Lineage: Eukaryota; Metazoa; Chordata; Actinopteri; Perciformes; Serranidae. Gene Ontology annotation, molecular function: protein binding. Gene Ontology annotation, cellular component: plasma membrane.